AUGGAUGUUCCUGGCGGGGGAGCUGGGAGCCCUGUUGUGGUGGAGGUGCCGGGCGGCUCCAUCCCCACUGGACAAACGGGAUCCGUGGAUGCGGGUUUCCACAUCAAGGGGCCCCGGCUGGAUGGGAAGGGCCCCGGUUCCGGCGCGGGUGCCCAAGGGGAGCUGCCGGGGGGGACCUUCUCACACGGUGCUGCUGCCCCUUGUCUUCAAGGAGGGAUCCAAGCUCCCGGAGCGGCCGUUUCCUCCCCAGCAAUGGAAACCCCAGCGCUGGAUGUGGGGAAAAUCCAGAUUCCCACGUUGAAAAUACCCAAAUUCGGGUUCUCGGGUGGCUCCGAUGCUCCGGUGCCACCAGCUCCGUGCAUGGACGUCCCCUCCUCCUCCAUCCGAGUCACAGGACCUGAAAUUCCAGCUCUUCCCAUUGAAGUCCCAUCACCGCGGGGGGACGUGGGGCUGAAGGGAGCAGUGAAGGGCCCCGGCGUGGAGCUCCCGGCAUCCAACGUGGACAUUCCCGGUGGCAAAGGGAAGCUCCAGAUGCCAAACGUGCCCCUUCCAAGAGGGCCGGAAGGUCCCGAGGUGGAUGUUGGGGCUCCCGACGUGACCAUCAAAGGGGAAUGGAAAGGCCCCAAGUUCAAGAAGGUUGAAACACCCCAAAUCUCCCUGUCGGAUGUGAACCUGCAGCUGAAAGGCCCCCAGGCAAAGGGAGAUGUUGGUGUCACCGUGCCCAGGGUGGAAGGAGAAGCCAAAGGACUCGGCUCUAAGGGUCUCGGGAUGGACGUGAAGGCUCCUGGUGUUGAGUUUGGAAGCCCAGAGGCUCUCCUGAAAGGAGCCGGUGUAUCCGCACCAGACACGAGCAUCCGUGUGAAGGGCCCUCAGCUCAAAGGAGAAGUGGAUGUUUCUGUCCCAAAGGUGGGCGCUGACCUGAAGGGACCCCAGCUUGACAUCAGCGGCCCCAAGCUGGGAAUGGACAUUCCAGAUGUCAAUGUUAAAGGCCCCAAGGUGAAGAUGCCCGAGGUGCACGUGAAGACCCCCCAGAUCUCUGUGCCCGACGUCGACCUGAACCUGAAAGGUCCCAAAGUGAAGGGAGACCUCGAUGUUUCUGCCCCCAAACUGGAAGGGGAGCUGAAAGCCCCCGGGCUCGACAUCAAAGCCCCCAAGGUGGACAUUGAAGCACCAGACGUGGACAUUCACGGUCCUGAAGGCAAACUGAAGAUGCCCAAGCUGAAGAUGCCCAAGUUUGGGGUGAAAGGAGAGGUCCCCGAUGUGGCCGUGACCCUUCCCAAGGGCGAGGUGGACAUCUCUGGCCCCAGGGUGGAUAUUGAUGUGCCCAGUGUGGACAUCAAAGGGCCAGAAGGAAAACUGAAGGGCCCCGAGGUGAAGAUGCCCGAGAUGCACAUCACGGCUCCAAAGGUCUCGGUGCCUGAUGUUGACCUGAACCUGAAGGGCCCCAAGCUGGCGGGUGGUGUGGACAUCUCCAUCCCCACAGUAGGAGCUGAUCUGAAGGGUCCAGAACUAGAGCUCAAAGGCCCCAAGGUGGACAUUGAAACACCAGACGUGGACAUUCACGGUCCUGAAGGCAAACUGAAGAUGCCCAAGCUGAAAAUGCCCAAGUUUGGGGUGAAGGGAGAGGUCCCCGACGUUGAUGUGACGCUCCCAAAGGGCAAAGUGGACAUCUCUGCUCCUGGCGUUGAUAUUGAUGUGCCCAGUGUGGACAUCAAAGGGCCAGAAGGAAAACUGAAGGGCCCCAAGGUGAAGAUGCCCGAUGUGAGCUUCAAGACCCCCCAGAUCUCCAUGCCUGACAUCGACCUGAACCUGAAGGGUCCCAAAGUGAAGGGAGACCUCGAUGUUUCUGCCCCCAAACUGGAAGGGGAGCUGAAAGCCCCCGGGCUCGACAUCAAAGCCCCCAGGGUGGACAUUGAAGCACCAGACGUGGACGUUCACGGUCCUGAAGGCAAACUGAAGAUGCCCAAGCUGAAGAUGCCCAAGUUUGGGGUGAAAGGAGAGGUCCCCGAUGUGGCCAUGACCCUUCCCAAGGGCGAGGUGGACAUCUCUGGCCCCAGGGUGGAUAUUGAUGUGCCCAGUGUGGACAUCAAAGGGCCAGAAGGAAAACUGAAGGGCCCCGAGGUGAAGAUGCCCGAGAUGCACAUCACGGCUCCAAAGGUCUCGGUGCCUGAAGGAAAAGGUCUCAAAGUGAAUAUCCAGACCCCCAAGCUGUCCACGCCAGACAUAGAUCUCGGGUUGAAGGGCCCCAAAAUAGACGUGGAAGGUCCCAAAGUGGAUGUUGAGAUGCCCGAGGUGGACUUGGAAUGUCCAGAAGGGAAAAUAAAAGGCCCCAAAUUCAAGAUGCCCAAACUCAAUAUCAAGGCACCGAAGAUAUCGAUGCCUGAUGUGGAUGUGAACCUGAAGGGGCAUAAAGUGAAGGGAGAGGUGGACGUUGCUCUUCCAAAGGUAGAAGGUGACUUGAAGGAACCUGGAGUUAACAUCAAGGGGCCAAAAGUAGAUGUGGAGGUGCCAGAUGUCAACCUGGAGUGUCCAGAAGCCAAACUGAAGAUGCCCAAAAUGAAACUGCCUCAAUUCCAUGUCUCUGGUCCAAAGGUUGAGGCACCCGACGUAGACAUCAACCUGCCAAAGGGAGAGCUGGAGGUCUCGGGGCCAGAGGCUGAUGUUGAAGGGCCAGAGCUGGAUGUUGGAGGAGCAGAAGGUAAAUGGAAAGGCCCCAAGUUCAGGAUGCCAAAGCUGAAUAUCAAGACCCCCAAAAUCUCCAUGCCCGAUGUGGAUCUGAACCUGAAGGGACCGAAAGUGAAAGGAGAGAUGGAUGUUGCAGCUCCGAAGUUAGAAGGUGACUUGAAAGGCCCAGAAAUAGACAUUAGGGGGCCAAAACUAGAUGUGGAGGUGCCUGACAUAGAUCUGGAGUGUCCGGAGGGGAACCUGAAGGGCCCCAAGUUCAAGAUGCCCGAGAUGCACAUCAAGGCCCCCAAGUUCUCCAUGCCCGACGUUGACCUGAACCUGAAGGGGCCCACCAUGAAAGGGGAUGUUGAAAUCUCAGCUCCCAAGCUCGAGGGUGACCUGAAGGGUCCCAAUGUGGACAUCAAGGGUCCCAAAGUGGACAUUGAAGGUCCCGAUGUCAACAUUCAAGGCCCAGAAGGAAAGUUCAAGAUGCCCAAGUUCAAGAUGCCCAAGUUCGGGAUGCCGGGAUUCAAAGCAGAAGGUCCAGAAGUUGAUGUGAACUUGCCAAAAGGAGAUAUUGAUGUUUCUGCUCCAAAGGUAGAUAUUGAGAUGCCAAGUGUGGACAUUGAAGGUCCCGAGGGGAAGCUGAAAGGUCCCAAGUUCAAGAUGCCCGAGAUGCACAUCAAGGCUCCCAAGAUCUCCAUGCCCGACAUUGACCUGAACCUGAAGGGCCCCAAAGUGAAGGGAGAUGUGGACGUGUCUCUCCCCAAAGUAGAAGGUGACCUAAAGGGCCCCGAAAUUGAUAUCAAAGGUCCCAAAGUUGAUGUUGACCUUCCCGACAUUGAGCUGGAAGGUCCCGAGGGGAAGCUGAAGGGCCCCAAGUUCAAGAUGCCCGAGAUGCACAUCAAGGCCCCCAAGUUCUCCAUGCCCGACGUUGACUUCAACCUGAAGGGCCCCAAAGUGAAGGGAGAUGUGGACGUGUCUCUCCCCAAGCUUGAGGGUGAACUGAAGGCUCCUGAGGUUGACAUGAAAGGCCCCAAAGUGGACAUUGAAG
This is a messenger RNA of Nestor notabilis (Kea), 3718 nucleotides long. Its product is annotated as neuroblast differentiation-associated protein AHNAK-like. The transcript has a single exon. Gene Ontology annotation, biological process: regulation of RNA splicing. The annotation marks the transcript as partial. Gene Ontology annotation, cellular component: nucleus; cytoplasm. Lineage: Eukaryota; Metazoa; Chordata; Aves; Psittaciformes; Psittacidae. The record is from RefSeq and is a predicted model, not a curated record.